CGCGCGAGGUACAUAAAAGAAUAUAAACAUCAAGUGAUUCAUCGUUUAGUUAAGCAACAAUUAAAGUAAACUAAUAAACACAUGAUUGGCAUUCAGCAAUAACAGUAGCUGGGCCCACGCGUUGCACCUAAUUAUGUCGGCCGAUUCGAUUAAGGAGCCACCACCAGCAUCUACACCAGAACCUUCAGCGGAAUGUGCACAUUUGUUGGAAUUCAAGCAGUUUUUGGCCUCGACAGCCGCCAAAGCGAAUGCCGUCAGUGAGGAUCUGACGCGAUCUUGUGUAACGCGCACCAGCAAUGACACUUACAAGGUGUCGGUGGAGGAGCGACACGCUGAGCUGGUGGCCGCCAUUUGGCAGCAGCUGAAUAACAGAGGCUGUCCGGCGGGCUUCCGCCUGAAGCUGCUUCACCAGGCCACACAACUGUUGGAGCAGGAGAUAUGCUACGCCAAGGAGUGCGAGGUCUCUGGCGAGGGUCCCCCGCAAUAUGAUCUGCUGAAGCUCCAAAAGUUUGUUGGCAAUCAAAUGGACAAGCUGCUCAUAAAGUUAACAGACAAUUCGGAGAUGGAGCAUCUGAAAGACUACGCCGAAGAAGGUGUCAUCUGCCAGAAUCCCGAGCACUGCGUAUGUGGAGUGGCCCAAGCGGCGCUGCACACAUCCGCUGCAGUCAAGAACAAGCCACGCAAAAUGGAGGAUCGUCACGUGUGUUUGGAUCGUUUUGGUGCCAUCUUUGAGCUGCCCAACAGGGAUUGUCGGUUCUUUGGUGUUUUUGACGGACACUCUGGUUCCUUAUCCGCCAGUUAUGUCACAAGUCAGUUGCCCCAGCUCCUGGCCAAUCAGCUAAAGCGAACAGAGGACCUAGAAGCAGCGCACAGCAGCUCUGACUUCUAUCGCAAUGCCUUUGAGACGGCAUUCCUGCAGGCUGACGAACGCUUUAUCCAAAAACGCAUCACCAGCGGCACCACCAGCGUCUGUGCUCUGAUCAACCGAGAUCAACUGUACAUAGCCUGGGUGGGCGAUUCGAAGGCCCUGCUAGUGGGCAAACGCACACAGCUGCAACUGGUCAAACCGCACAAACCCGAGUCCCCCGAUGAGCGCAAACGCAUAGAGGCGGCCGGCGGUACUGUACUACAUGCCCAGGGUCAGUGGCGUGUGAACGGCAUUCUUAAUGUGGCUCGUUCCAUUGGUGACUACUGCCUGGAGGCGGUCAUAGCCGAGCCAGAUUUCGUUGAUGUCGAUCUAAAUGAAGCGCAUGACUUUCUCGUGCUGGGCACCGAUGGCCUGUGGGAUCAUGUGCCAGAGUCUUUCGUCAUUGACACUGUUUAUGAGCGUCUGGCGGAUACGACAACGAAACUCGAUGACAUUCCGAAGCUACUGAUUGAGGCGGCCAAGGAGGGAGACUCGCAGGAUAACAUAACCGCGGUGAUAGUUUUGCUCAAGCCGCGUCAUCAGAUUGAAAGGUAGAGAAUUGAAGAAUCGUCAGCGGGG
Drosophila guanche is the source of this 1486-nucleotide messenger RNA. RefSeq names its product protein phosphatase 1F. Lineage: Eukaryota; Metazoa; Arthropoda; Insecta; Diptera; Drosophilidae. The record is from RefSeq and is a predicted model, not a curated record. Gene Ontology annotation, molecular function: protein serine/threonine phosphatase activity. Bases 134 to 1462 code for a protein of 442 amino acids. Gene Ontology annotation, biological process: negative regulation of protein kinase activity; protein dephosphorylation. The transcript has 3 exons.